Cotesia glomerata is the source of this 1783-nucleotide messenger RNA. RefSeq names its product protein argonaute-2-like (gene AGO2). The record is from RefSeq and is a predicted model, not a curated record. Gene Ontology annotation, molecular function: nucleic acid binding. Bases 11 to 619 code for a protein of 202 amino acids. NCBI's taxonomy places the organism in Eukaryota, Metazoa, Arthropoda, Insecta, Hymenoptera, Braconidae. The transcript has 3 exons.
UAAUUGCAUUAUGAAAUCAUAUAAGUUUAUUAUGGAUUAUUUUUUUUUUAAUAUAAGCGACGGAGUGAGUGAAGGUCAGUUUCCCCACGUAAUGCAUUUCGAGCUUCAAGCUAUAAAAAAUGCAUGCAGACGAUUCGGUCAGCCGAGUAGGUAUGAACCGAAGAUAACGUUACUGGUCGUUCAAAAGCGACACCAUAUCCGAUUGUUUCCGACUGGUAUAAAAAAUUCAGACGACCAAGAUCGAGGUAAAAAUGUGCAAGCAGGCACCAUCGUCGACAGCAAUAUCACUCAUCCCUCGCACGUAGACUUUUAUCUGGUCUCCCACGCCAGUAUCCAGGGUACUGCAAGACCUACUAAAUAUCGUUGCCUAUGGGACGACAAUAAAAUGUCUGAAGAUGACAUUGAGACCCUCACCUAUUAUCUUUGUCACAUGUUCAGCAGGUGUACUCGUUCUGUGAGCUAUCCAGCUCCCACUUACUACGCUCAUUUGGCAGCUUUUCGAGCUCGAGCGCUUAUCAACGGAGUUCCUAUUCAAAUGGAUAAUCUCGAAAGGGAACAACUGACCAAACUUACUUUGAGACCGGAGUUGCUUAGCAGCAAUCCUAUGUUCUUUGUUUAAACUUUUGAACGUUCCUUUGUCCACCGGAGUGCUUUUAAGCGUUUAAAUUUGUCUUCUAUUGUGCCUUAUUGCUGUGAUAUUUUUAUUUAUACUUGAAGUAUUUUAAAUUUUUACAUACAAUCUAUUUGAGAAAAUUCUCAAGUUGAGAUUUUUCCGUGAAAAUGCCUAAAUUCAAAAAUUUGAUGUGAUCUUUUUUGUUGGGAUAGAGAAUCAUUAGUUUUUUAAUUUAAAUAUUGAAAAAAAUCUAAUUAUAAAAUUUUCGAAUGCGUUAAUUGUUUUUAGUUAUUACUUUUAAAUAUUUAAAAUACAAUUACUGUGAAAGAGCAUUAGAAUUGAUGAAAACUUUGUCGUUAUCAGUAUUAACUUUUGUCAAACUAACAAAUUAUAUUAAACUUUCCAGAUUGAUGCGAGAAGUUUAAAUUUUCUUAGUCUAUAUUGAUAUUACUCUAAAUAAUAUUGAUUACACUUUGGAAUUUCGAAUAAAAACAAAAGCAAAGUCUGAUAAAUAUCAAAUUACCCCUAAUUUAUUGAAGCGUAAAAUUCUGAACUGUUAUUUAUAAAUGUAUUGACGUGUAAAUAAAAAAAAGAAAAAGAAACUGCCGGCACAUGUGUUGGAUGAAUUCCCAUUGAUAAAGCUUGAUAAGAGCUUAAAACUUGAAAAUAAUAUCGUGAUCUCAGUUUAUUUACUAUCGAUAGGUCUUAAAUUAAUGCAAUAAGAGCAUAAGGUUAAGCGUGUAAGCUCAUUACUGUACUCGUAACUCCAGAAUUCAUGAUGUACACUACCAAUAAGAUUACUGCUCAAGACGUAUUUAAAGAGUACUAACAAAGGUAAUAAAUUCACCUGGUGGUGCUUCGACGCAUGUAAGAGCGCGCCUAUUGAUCUACUUCUAGUUCUUGCGGGGAUGCAUGCGCAGAGAAAAUAAUAUCUACGCGUUUGCAAGCUGCGUCGCGACACUUGGACGCUCCGAGGCUGUUCGUUCGUCCUCGUGAAUUCACCAGUGGUAAACUUUGUUCCUCGUUCAUUGUAUCCCUAAGAGUGCACAGUAAAAAGUGCAUUAUCUCUCAUAUAAUUCACCCUGUAAUACACAAUAAUUUUUUUGUAACGUGUGAGGUAACUGUGUACAAAUCUGAGAUCUCUGGUAUGAAUUUCAUCGACGGACUCAG